CCCAAGCUCUUAUAUACGACUAUAUAUAGAUAUAUUUCAUGUCUUUACAUUAUUUCCCAACACAUGGACUAAAAACUAAAUCUGAGCGGAUUUGUCUAGACUUUUAAAAUUGGACACAGAAUUGACGAAUAGAACUGAGAACCAUUAAACCCUAGAGUUCGAAGCUUUUUCUUUGUUUUCCGAUGAUGGAGUAACAUAUUCAACAUGCGCUAUGAUGGAGUAACAUAUUCAAAAUAUGUAUCGUUGUUUUAUUUUUGUUGAAAUUAUUAUUUCUGGGAAACACUCAUUGACAUUAUAAUCAUGUCGAAGCUAAUGGAGGACGGGGAGAAGAAGGGGACAUGGAGUACGUGGGAAGAGCUGUUAUUGGCGUUUGCUGUGAAGCGACACGGACUCAAGGACUGGGACUCCGUCGCCAUGGAGCUUCGCUCUCGGAGCUCAUUACCGGACCUGCUCACGGCUCAGGUUUGCGAAGACAAGUACAGAGGCCUCCAUCGCCGCUUCAUGAACAGCGACGAUUUGGCCGUGCAUAAGGAUUCCGACGGGGAUAUCAACACCGCCGCUGCCGCCGUUGAUAUUCCGUGGCUAGAGAACUUGAGACAGCUCCGUGUUUCAGAGCUGAAACAAGAGGUCCAACGCUACGAUAUAUCGAUCCAGACGCUGCAACAAACAGUGAAGCGGAUGGAGGAAGAAAGAGAACACAGCAAGGACACCGGAAACGUUGCCGUGGAACCAGAUCUGGAAGAGGUUAGAACCGAAACGAGAUCGGAAAACGUAGAGAUGAGCGGCGGCGAUAUGGAGGCCCCGGCGAAAGCGUCCGGGAGAUCCGUUUCUGUUGCGGAGUCCGACCACGAGAAUCGGUCGUUCAACGAGUCAAAUUCAACCGAGAAAUGGGAGGCGGAAGAGAAGAUUGAACCGGAGCCGAACCAGGGAGGAGUGGUUAAACCGGAUCCAGAAACCAAACCGGCCGUAAACGAGGAUUCCUGCAAUGCUAGUUCCAAUAGGUGUGAGGAGUCGAACCGGACAGAGGACGGGAAAUCUGAAAUUGACUUGGCGGAAGGGGCGCGCGACGGUUUAGGCGCGUCGAAGGAGAGCAGCGACGUUCAAAGCACCGCAACUUUGACUAAGAAGCGGCGGAAACGAAGCGACCUCGGCGGCGGAGGACGAGAUGGUGGGAGUGUGACGGAGGCGGCGGUUUUGUCCACCGCCACGGAAACAAAACGGGAGAGUCCGGUGAAAUCCGAACCGUUUGAUGGGUUGUUAGACACGAUAAGAUCGCGUAAAAACGCCUCAAUGUUCGAACGCCGGCUCGAUAGUCAGAAAACAGAUAGGUACAACAGCAUGAUCCGGAGACACGUGGACUUGGAAACGAUACAGUCCCGAAUUGAUAACGGGUCAUAUACCGAAUGCCCCAUGAAGUUCUACUCGGAUCUCUUACUGGUAUUCAACAAUGCCACCAUCUUCUUCCCCGUCUCAUCUCCCGAGCGAACUGCCGCCCAACAACUCCGCCGCAUUGUCAUUAAAGAGCUCCAAAAUACUAAAAUCCCAUCACCCAAACCACUCCCUUCUUUAAAGCAUGAACCCGUACCCGAAUCUGGACCCGAUCCAGUACUCAAACCCGAACAGGAACCCGGAAAGUCAAAUCAGCUUAUUGUAAAACGCAAACUUACGGGCCCAAUAUUGGUCUGCCGAAAGAGAAGCUCAAUUUCAGGCAACAAAGGUUCAUUAUCUGCUAACAAGCAAGAAAAUGAUAAACCCAGUCACAACCCAAAGACCAGUCCACCUGAAGAAGAAGCCCAAGUGAAGAUGAAAACGAAGGAGAAGGCGGCGACGACCGGUAUUAGGAGCAUGAGAAGUUCAACACCCAAAGGCCGCCCGGCCAAUCCUUCCACACAACCUACGAGCACGAAAAAAUCCGGCGGAUCAAAUAAGCCACCAGAAGAGGAAAAGACUAUUACAGUAGACAAGAAACGGGGCGCCGCCGACUUCCUGAAGCGGAUAAAGAAGAACUCGCCAGCAAAGGAAAUGGCGGUCGAUGACGGUCACGGUAGUAGUAGCAGAAGGGUACAGCUGAAGAGAAAAGGAGCGCCGCCGCCGGCGAACAGUCCGCCGAAGAAAACAGUGGGUCGACCAGUAAAGAGAGGGAGGGAAGCGGAGACUGCGGAGAAGCGUGGAAAGGAGGACUCUUCAAAACGGCCUCUGAAACGUUCCAGGAGGUGAAGCAACAUUGUGACUGGUUCAUUAAAAUGUUACAGUUAUUAUUCAAUUGACAUUCUUUUUCUUAGUCAUAUUUAGUUGACAUGCUAGAAGUACUAAAGUUAUGGCCUGGUUAGAGCUAACUAUUUUGGGAAUGUAUGUACCGAGCUCUUCUCUUUUACAAUUUCCUAAUGUGGUAAAUUUUUUUGAUACACAAAAGUGAAGACUUAUACUCCGUACAUGCAUUGUAAUUGAAAUUACAGAAUGUCUUUUUAGAUCAUCUGAAUUUAAAGAAAUUUGGUGAAUUGC
Cuscuta epithymum is the source of this 2502-nucleotide messenger RNA. NCBI's taxonomy places the organism in Eukaryota, Viridiplantae, Streptophyta, Magnoliopsida, Solanales, Convolvulaceae. The record is from the annotation of a GenBank genome assembly.